Molecule: messenger RNA, 1407 nt
Organism: Pollicipes pollicipes
Lineage: Eukaryota; Metazoa; Arthropoda; Thecostraca; Pollicipedomorpha; Pollicipedidae
Exons: 5
Coding region: 1-1362 (453 amino acids)
Source: RefSeq, a predicted model, not a curated record
AUGGCGAACCGGCGGGCUCUGCGGCGGGGGUCAGUGGGCCAGCUGGGUCGCCGUGCGGAGCCGGCGAGGCAGGAUGAGGGCGGCCUCGACGAGGACGUGCUGGUGCCGGAGGAGCUCACCGGCGAGUCGCUGACCGGCCCGCAGACGUCCUUCAUCUUCUUCAACUACGGCGCGGCGCUGUCGCUGCUGGUGUACCUGACCAUGGGCGUGGGUUACUUCUACGGGCCGUACUCGGUGGACGCGCUCCUGGCGAGUCGGCGCCGCGACCAACGCCUGCAUUUCCUCAAGCACAAGCUGAACCAGACGGAGGAACAGCUGGCGGCCGCCGCAGAAGACGACUACGGCCUCUUCGUCGGCGAGGAGGCCUUCAGCUUGAUCGAGCCCAGCGGCUACGGCCAGCAAGUCGGCGCCAACGGCAGCUUCGUGGAGUCGUUCGUGGGGGAAGGAGGCUACGACGCUUACGGCGGCGGCGAAUUCAGCUACGACGUGGGAUACGGCGGUUACGACGGCGGGGAUGCCGGCUACGUCAUUGGGGAGGCGGACGCCGCGGGCUCGAGUUCGUUCGUGACGUACGGCGGGCCGCAGUACCAGACGGUGCGCCGGCGUGGGCAGCGCCAGCCUCCGGGCGGCGGCCGGCCGGUCGUGGGCAGGCCAGGACGACCGUACUUCACCGUCCAAUCACGGGCCGGCAGGCAGCCUGGCGUAUGGGCGGCGAACCAGCCAGGCCGGUUCGGCCAGGCUCUGCUGAGCAGGCGUGCCCUCGGUGGGCCGCGGGUUCGCGCGGGCGCCCCGGCCACCCGGAGACACGGCUCCGGGGCUGCGGAAGCUCGUGGACAGGCGUCGUUGCUUCGGCGGGCGCAGCCGGCCGUCCGUCCGAAGUCUGCGUCACGACCCCCGCCAGCGGCGCCAAAGAGUCAGAGCCGGCCGCCAGCCAUGCUUCAGUCAGGACCCUCUCAGCGGCCUACGGUCGGGGACGGACACAGCCAGGAACUCUCCAACCGGGUCCUGAGAACUGUGACGGGAUGGCCGACUGUCCAGCAGAGCAAGGCCGUGGCUCAGCCUGCCCUGGCCAGUGUAGGGGCUCCUGUGGGAAGUACUCGUCGGAUAAACAAAACAAGACGUCCGGACGGUCAGAUUGACCUGACACGGCUGGUGAGGGCGGUGGACAUGGACCACCCGGAGUGUCGCGCCUGGGUCCGCUGUCUGCAGGAAGCCCACCGCCCGUCACCGCCGCCCGGCCAUGGCCGUCGCCGUGAGGACGCCUGCGACCGAUUCGCCGUCACCUGCCCGUCGAAGCGGAGCGGCGACCAGCCGCGGUCGACGGUCAGGCAGUCGGCCGCUGCACGACCCGGCCCGCCCUGACCUGGCCGGCGGGGAGCCAAGGUCGACGGUCAGGCCGCUGCACGA